This is a messenger RNA of Stylonychia lemnae, 1164 nucleotides long. The record is from the annotation of a GenBank genome assembly. NCBI's taxonomy places the organism in Eukaryota, Ciliophora, Spirotrichea, Sporadotrichida, Oxytrichidae.
AUGCACUCACCUGGCCCACUCUUACUGUUGAAUGGAUGCCUUCCCGCGAUGUGUAAAUAUCAGUCGACUCUAACAUGUUUUAGGCCAUAAGGUUCUGAUAGUUCAACUUAAAAGUUGCUCAUUGGUACUCAUACUUCCAAUGAUGAGCAGAACUACAUUUAAAUCAUGAAAGUCAAAAUACCACUUGAGUCGUCUAAGGACACCCGCGAUUACUAAGACAAUGCAAGAGAUGUGAAUGGUAUUGGUGGAAGUAGCCAUAAAAAUGAGCGCAUUCAAAUCGAAACUCAAAUUAAUCAUUAAGGCGAAGUAAACAAAGCUAGAUACAUGCCUCAGAGUCACAAUAUAAUUGCCAGUAAGACUAUAUCAGGGGAAGUGCAUAUCUUUGAUUUCUUUAAGCAUCCCUCAAAGCCAUCUAAUGAUCAAGUCAAGCCAGAUUUAAAACUUCUAGGGCAUAAAAAGGAGGGAUUCGGCUUGGCUUGGAACCCAGUUCAUGGGGGAAUGCUUCUCUCUGGCUCUGAUGACUCUUUAAUUUGCAUAUGGGAUGUUAACAAGCCAAAUUAACUUAACAACAGCAUCGAACCACUUCAUACGUAUGAGGCUCACACUCAAGUGGUGGAGGAUGUAGCUUGGAACUACUUUGAUGGCAAUCUUUUCGCCUCAGUCAGUGAUGAUAAACGCCUCAUACUCUGGGAUUUAAGAGAAAGACAACCAGCUUAGAACAUUGAAGCACAUAUGGCUGAAAUCAUGUCCGUUGACUACUCUCCAUUUGACUCAAAUUUAUUAGUGACUGGAUCUGCAGAUGGAUCCGUUGCUGUCUGGGAUACUAGAAAUAUUAAGAGCAAACUAUUCUCUUUGAGACAUCAUAAGGAUGAAGUGACUUAGGUUAAGUUCAGUCCUAUGCUUGGAAACUUGUUGGCUUCUUCAGGAGCUGAUAGAAGAGUUAUGGUCUGGGAUCUAUCUAGAAUAGGAUAGAAAUAAACAGAGGAAGAGAAGAGAGAUGGUCCUCCAGAAUUGCUAUUUAUCCAUGGAGGUAUGACUGCUAAAGUUUCUGACAUUGCAUGGAAUUUGAAUGAAAAGCUAAUGAUGGCUUCUUGCGCAGAGGACAAUAUACUUCAAGUCUGGCAGAUAGCCUAUGAAAUAUACUACGAUCAAAACUAGCUAUGA